Molecule: messenger RNA, 1062 nt
Organism: Metarhizium album ARSEF 1941
Lineage: Eukaryota; Fungi; Ascomycota; Sordariomycetes; Hypocreales; Clavicipitaceae
Exons: 2
Coding region: 1-1062 (353 amino acids)
Molecular function (GO): tRNA (cytidine-N3)-methyltransferase activity
Source: RefSeq, a predicted model, not a curated record
AUGGCUGCGCCUGGCAAUGUCUCGGACGAGGUCGAUGUUGACCCAACUCCUCAGGUGAGGGAGUUCGCGUCGUCAAACAUUGAGGGACAAAAUGAGAGCGCAGAAGUGCCGGCACAUCGGUCACACGAUCCGAACAAGAACGUGAAACGGACCGAUCCCUUCCAGUUUGGAAGCCGCUAUUUAAGCGAGGGAGACGAUGUCUUUGAGUUCAAUGCCUGGGACCAUGUCGAAACUGACGACGCGUACAAGGAGUUUGCUGAACGUCAGUUUGAGAUGCAACGCCUGGCACCUGUUUCCGAAUUUGACAAGAGCAGGUUCAAUGGCAACCCAGCCAAGUGGUGGAAUCUCUUUUACAAGAAUAACGCUUCAAACUUCUUUAAAAAUCGCAAGUGGUUGCAACAAGAAUUUCCCGUCCUUGCUGAAAUAACCAAGAUGGAUGCUGGUCCCAAGAUAUUACUUGAAAUUGGCGCUGGCGCUGGUAACACAGCAUUCCCCGUGCUUGCCAACAACCAGAAUCCCAGGUUGAAAGUCCACGCGUGCGACUUUUCCAGGACUGCUGUAGAGGUCAUGCGCAACCAUGAGGCAUAUGACACAAACAUCAUCCAAGCCGAUGUAUGGGAUGCCGCAGGACAAAGUCUCCCCCCUGACAUCGUCGAAGGCACCGUAGAUGUCGCAGUUAUGGUGUUCAUUUUCUCAGCCUUAUCGCCCAAGGAAUGGGCACAGGCUGUUCGAAACGUGCAUAGAGCGCUGAAGCCUGGCGGCUUAGUCUGCUUCCGAGACUAUGGAAGAGGGGACCUAGCCCAAGUUCGCUUCCGCAAGGGGCGCUAUCUAGAGGAGAAUUUCUACAUUAGAGGCGACGGAACUCGCGUAUAUUUUUUCGACCAGCAAGAACUGGCCAAAAUCUGGUCAGGUGAUGAGGCCUUCACUGACGACCCAGAAAAUUCACGCAUGCCCCGGUUUGAGAUAGAGAACCUAGGCGUCGAUAAACGCUUGAUAGUCAACCGAGCUCGAAAGCUGAAAAUGUAUCGGUGUUGGCUGCAAGGUCAGUUUAGAAAGACAUAA